AACUACAAGAGAAUGACCUCUUCACCAUCACAUCUUCAAAUUCCAGUUAAUGAUAUUAAUGAUGAGGAGGAGAAUAGUGAUCGAGAAGCAUCUGAGGAACAAGAACAAGCUGUAGAUGUAGUUGAAGAAGGUGAAGAAAGAACAGGGUUAUUGAAUGGCGUUUUAACUGAAGAAGAAAAAGGAAGGACGGCAACUGAAAAAGGAUUAAAAGCCGAAUAUCUUGUGCCAUCUUUUCCGUCGGUAACUUUUCCUAACCAUUAUUCAAUCGUGACAGGAUUAUAUCCAGAAUCACAUGGAAUAGUAGCAAAUGAAUUUUAUGAUCCAAUAUUAAAAGAUGAUUUUUUUUAUAUAAAUCCAAAUAAGAGUUUAGAUUCAAAAUGGUGGAAAGGAGAACCAAUAUGGGUGACAACCGUUAAACAAAAUCAAAAAUCGGGAGUAUCAAUGUGGGUUGGAUCAUCAUCAGUUAUCGAUGGACAUGUUCCAACAUAUUUCCAUGAAUAUAAUGCUAGUCGUAGUAUGCAUGAAAGAAUAGAGCAUAUCAUCAAUUGGUUAGAUAUGGAAUUAGAGGAUAGGCCAACAUUCCUGGCUGGAUAUGUUAGUGUAGUUGAUUCUAUGGGACAUAAAUUUGGACCCGAUUCUCAGGAAGUUAAUAAAGCUCUUGAAGCUGUCGAUGAUUAUGUUAAAAUAUUAUUAAAUAAAAUUGAGGAAAGAAAUUUAACUGACAUUGUCAACAUAAUCUUUGUUAGUGACCAUGGAAUGGCACAAACAAUACCAUCAAAUAUAAUUUUUUUAGAUAAUGUGUUUAAUAUAUCAAAAAUACACCCAUUAGAAGGCUUUCCGAUAGGUGGGAUACGUCCAUAUAAUGAUUCUGAUAUAAAUGAAAUCUUUGAUUUACUUCAAAAUGCGAGUGAAAGUCAACCAUGGACAUGUUAUUUAAGAGAAAACAUUCCAGAAAGGUUUCAUUAUAGAAAUUCAGUUAGAAUCGCUCCCAUUAUUUGUAUACCACCUGUUGGUUGGGUAUUAACUAAUCAUAGAGAUUUUAAUGAGAAAUUGCCACGAGGUGCGCAUGGUUAUGAUAAUCAAGAUCCUACCAUGAGGGGCAUAUUUUUAGCUAAUGGUCCAUAUUUCAAAGAUAAGAAAGGGGGAGACGAUGGAAGAGUUGUCAAUCCGUUUAUUAACGUUGAAAUUUAUAACACUAUGUGUAAAAUUUUGGGAUUAAAACCUGCUCCUAAUAAUGGAACAGUUGAUGGAAUUAUAUAA
Messenger RNA from Funneliformis mosseae, 1260 nucleotides. Lineage: Eukaryota; Fungi; Glomeromycota; Glomeromycetes; Glomerales; Glomeraceae. The record is from the annotation of a GenBank genome assembly.